Penicillium soppii is the source of this 1122-nucleotide messenger RNA. RefSeq names its product proteasome inhibitor PI31 family protein. Gene Ontology annotation, biological process: proteasome-mediated ubiquitin-dependent protein catabolic process. Lineage: Eukaryota; Fungi; Ascomycota; Eurotiomycetes; Eurotiales; Aspergillaceae. Gene Ontology annotation, molecular function: endopeptidase inhibitor activity; proteasome binding. The coding region runs from base 1 to 1122 and encodes 373 amino acids. The transcript has 2 exons. The record is from RefSeq and is a predicted model, not a curated record.
AUGGUUGGCACAGAUGCCUUUCGCCAGGAUCAUAUCCUAGACCUUGCUGUGGCAGCUAUUCGGUCCAGCCAACAGCCAAGCCUCAAAACACCAUAUGAGGCCGUGGCUUUGAUCGGCCACGCCUGCAUGGUAGCGGUGGAUUUCAGAUUGGUUGGUCUUGGCGAAGAUCACAACUUAGAAACAUCCGCAGAUCAUACUUCCCUCCCCGCAGAAUGGAACACUAACGACACAUUUGCCUUUCGAUAUGCACACCCACAAUCUAAGACACAGUAUCUGCUCAAAGUGAGUCGAAUAGGAAGCAAUGCUGUGGUCUUUGCGCUCGCUUUAGGCGACGACCGCACCAGCUCUUUCGACGUUGCCACCAAAGAGUUCGUCUCAACCACCGCCCUCCCUCUAUCCGACGCCGAAAACCUCACCGCCUCUCUACGGGAUGUAUUCAUUUCGCCAGCUCGAUUGGGCGAUUUAGUUGGACUCUUCAAAAUCAACGUCAUCCAGAGACUUGCAUCCGGUUUGCACCCGGAAGACUACGAGGUUACAGGCCAGCCGCCAAGGGAACUACCAGCGGAAAGGAAACAACGUGACGCUCUACGAGAUGACUCUCUUCCCCAACCUGCCCGUCCACGUCCAUUAGAUGACCCUCUGGCGGCAGCUCCCCAGCGCUCCAAGCCUCCAGUAGACUUUGCCCCUCCUGGGUUUGAAGAUGAGCAUCAAAUGAACCGCUACCCGGAGAGAUAUCUAGGGGGACUUGGAAGCGGUCCACCAGGGCUCGGAGGAGGACCAGCAGGUCUUGGUGAUGGCCCAGCAGGGCUAGGAGACCCAGGCAGUAUUGGAAGACGAGAUCUUUACCCACAAGGGCUUGCCCCCAAUGAUCCGUUCAACGGACGUAUGGGUGGCUAUGGUUCGGGUGGUGGUAUGCAUCCUACCUUUGAUGACCCCCUCUUUGGUGGAAGAGGGAAUGGUAGUGGUGGCUAUGAUCCCAGGGCACCUCCUGGAGCAAGAUAUGACCCAGUAGGACCAGGUGAGCCACCUGUUGGUCGGAACCGUGGCCCAUUCGGUAACAAUGGACGAGGUGGAGGAGGCUUUGGAGGCUUUGGUGGUGGGUUUGGCGGGGACAUAAUUUAA